Molecule: messenger RNA, 1098 nt
Organism: Ixodes scapularis (black-legged tick)
Lineage: Eukaryota; Metazoa; Arthropoda; Arachnida; Ixodida; Ixodidae
Product: beta-1,3-galactosyltransferase 1-like
Exons: 1
Coding region: 1-1098 (365 amino acids)
Cellular component (GO): membrane
Molecular function (GO): hexosyltransferase activity
Source: RefSeq, a predicted model, not a curated record
AUGGCGCAUCGAAGAUAUCGGAUAUAUCGGGGCCUAUUGUGGAUUCUCAUUGCUAUAAUAGCAACGAUGACAUAUAUAUACACACUACGACGGCACAAAAACUGUGCACCACCAUUCAGCUACGCUGUCCAGCUUCGGAACUUCGCAAACUCCAGCAGUGGAAAGUUCUGGAACCCUGGGGAAGUGUUGCGCUUGGGACACGAGGGGCUGCCUUUCCCAGUGGAAGACACGGGUGAUCUUCCCACGGCCCACAACACCGCUUCCACGUGCAAGAAGCGGUCCAAAUACAUAUUUUUCGUUAAUUCGACGCCUGGUAACUUUUAUCGCCGAGCUAUCAUGCGAAGCUGCUUGAGCAAUCCCAUUUUCUCUACGUACUACCGAUGGACCACCGUCUUCUUCGUUGGACUGUCCGCAGACAGCGCCACAGCAAAGCAGGUGGAAGAAGAGGCGGCCCAACAUGGCGACGUCGUGGUGUUACCGUUCCAGGACUCCUUCACAAACCGGACCUUCAAGUUUGUCUACGGCAUGAAAUGGACCAUCGAGAACUGUCCGUCCACGGAGUACGUGGUGAAACUUGAUGACGACAUGGUGGUCAACGUGUCCAUGGUGAUGAACUAUCUGAGGGCGCAUUCCACAAGUGAAAAGUUAGAGUGUCACUGCAACGUGUACAAGAACGCGCUCGUCGUACGAGAUGUAAAAUCCAAGUGGUAUUUAUCCGAAAAGACGUAUCCCAAGAAGAUGUUCCCACCGUACUGUGCCGGUGGUGUCGGCUUGUUUAAGUCCAGUGCGCUCCGAGGUCUUUACAAUGCCUCAUUUUACCUUCCUUUCCACCCAAUCGACGAUGUGUACGUUACCGGUGACUCGUCCUUGAUCGCUGGCGUGAAACUAAUUGAAAUUAACAAGUUAGUUUCCUUCUCCGGAUACGAUUGGUCGGGUGUCACGUCGGGAAAAAGUAUGCUUAGUCAGCUAUAUUACCCCGAGCUUAGCGAACUGGCGUGGAGAAUUAUUUCUGAAAGUCUGACACGGAAAAAACGGCAGAAAAGAAAACAAAGACGAUUAAUCUUUAGACUUCCAGGAACAAAAAUGACAAAUAAAUGA